AUGACUGCACUCGACGAAUGCCACGCACGAGGCUUCCUUUACAAAGUCACCGGCGGCUGCAACGAUAUCAAACGAGAAGUGAACAGAUGCCUCUCGGGCGAGCGAACCAAGAAGAGCAAGAAAAAUCGUGAAACUGGCCUGGAGCGGCGGGCGAGGAUCGAACAAGUGUGGGCUAAAAUGGACGAGGGUGACUAUUCAGCCUUGGAGAGGUUUACCAAGCGGAAUUAA
This is a messenger RNA of Capronia coronata CBS 617.96, 228 nucleotides long. RefSeq lists its product as uncharacterized. The record is from RefSeq and is a predicted model, not a curated record. The transcript has a single exon. Bases 1 to 228 code for a protein of 75 amino acids. NCBI's taxonomy places the organism in Eukaryota, Fungi, Ascomycota, Eurotiomycetes, Chaetothyriales, Herpotrichiellaceae.